Messenger RNA from Cydia splendana, 9357 nucleotides. It is a transcript of the gene Neurl4, whose product is annotated as neuralized-like protein 4. Bases 339 to 5447 code for a protein of 1702 amino acids. The record is from RefSeq and is a predicted model, not a curated record. The transcript has 31 exons. Gene Ontology annotation, molecular function: ubiquitin protein ligase activity. Lineage: Eukaryota; Metazoa; Arthropoda; Insecta; Lepidoptera; Tortricidae.
ACAGUGACUAGUUUUCGUAUGACUUCGUUUUAAAAUUGGGAAAUCAUAAAAUAAAACUGGUCUGUUUUGCUUCUAAAGACAAAUGCAAAGAUCUGUUGUGAUGUGUUCUUUCUUAUAUAUUUUCAAGAGUGUUACUAGUCCAUUGUAAUGAAUGACAGGGGUUUUAAAAGUAAUUAACACCCCACCACCAUGGGGUGUGGAGUGAGAAUGCGGUAAUGAAGAAAUUGUGUAAAUAAAUAAAAGAGACUAUGAUGUUUGGCUGUAAAGGGACUUUAAGCUCAUUAAGAGCCCAAAUGCUAUAGUUACAGUAUGUAUGGCUAAAGGAGCAAGAGUAAACCAUGAGAUUUCAUAGAAGGUGUGGUGACAGAGUCACACUUCUAAAUGACAACACUACAGCUGUAAGAAAUUUUGUUGAGUUCAAUCAUGGUUUGAUACUGAGCGCAGAACCCUUGAAGGAUGAUGUUAUGUUUGAAGUGUGUAUUGAUAGAAAGGUCAAUGUGUGGAAUGGAAGCCUUGAAAUUGGAGUUACCACCCUGGACCCGGAGUUCAUGGAACUGCCGGCAACAGCUACAAAAUUGAGGAAUACAGCUUGGAUAAUGUCUGGCAGCUCAAUCGUGAAGGAUGGUGUGACACUUGUUAAUUCCUAUGGCCCCGAACUCGACACACUCAGCGAGGGAGACUGUGUUGGUGUUAUGAAAACAGCCAAGGGGGAGUUAUUGUUUUAUGUGAAUAGUCGAUGCCUUGGGGUGGCAGCUAAGGACCUGCCUAGUAAACUGUUUGCCGUCAUAGAUUUAUAUGGACAGUGUGUUCAAGCUUCUAUCACUCAUGUACAUGGCAUGAGGCCUAUUAUGGAAACGAGUAUAGAUCAGUUGGAAGAGGACCCCAACAAUGAUGACACUUUAACAUCGAGUGACAUGGAUGUUGUGCCCCUACCUCCUGACCUGUUGCAACCUAAGCCGUCUCAAGAUGUUUAUGUCCCGAUCACCUCCGAGGGUGCCUGUGCUCUUGUAGCACAGGAUCGUUUAAGGUUUCACCCAAGAUGUGGGAUACUUGUAAAAUUAUCAGCUAAUAAUAAAUCAGCAGAAAGGGCCAGGCCUUUGGAUGACUACAACAAUGGCGUGGUGAUGACGCACCGACCACUGUAUGACAACGAAUUGUUUGAGAUACGCAUCGACAGGCUCGUCGACAAAUGGAGUGGCAGCAUUGAGGUCGGUGUAACAUCGCACAAUCCGGCAACAAUCAGAUUUCCAUCCACCAUGACGAACAUGGACUCGGGUACGAUCAUGAUGUCGGGCUGCAAGGUGCUCAUGAACGGGCACGGCAUGUGCAUGGAGUAUGGAAACUUCAAUCUUGAUGAACUGAGGGAAGGGGAUACCGUUGGUAUGAUGAGAAAGAGCACUGGCAAACUGCAUUACUUUAUCAACGGCGUGGACCAAGGCAUAGCCACAGAUAAAGUGGAACAACAAGUCUGGGGAGUUGUUGAUCUCUAUGGCAUGACUGUAAAGGUCACUAUAGUGGACCCGUGUGAGGACAUGGACACGACCGUUACCAACGCGCCGGUCGUGCUCGGCGCUCCCGAGCUACCUGCUCCGAGCAGGAUAAGACAAAGAUUAGAUGAAGAUAGCCUUUUAUUUCAUACGCUGCGUGAUUCGAAUGUUAUUAUUAUUAAUGAUGGUAAGACUGCUCAUAGGCCUAAUGCUUUCGAAUACUUCAAUAACGGGAUAGUGAUGACGAAUCGCACACUGAGGACGAACGAAUUGUUUCAAGUGCGUCUCGACUUGGUUAUCCCUAAGUGGGCCGGAAGCAUUGAAAUUGGGGUCACGCAGCAUUCUUCAAACGAUUUAUUAUUUCCAUACAAAAUGAGCAACGCAAAAUCUGGCACUUGGGCAAUGACCGGAGAAGACGUAAUACGAGACGGGACCACCAUCAUACCGCAAUAUGUUAGGAAUCUCAACAGACUCGUGGAGGGGGACACCGUGGGCGUGAUGCGCAAGGACAUGGGCAUACUGCAUUUCUUUGUGAACGGCGUGGACCAGGGGCCCGCGGCCUUCAACAUCCCCGACCAUGUGUUCGGGCUCGUCGACUUGUACGGGCGAGUGGCGCAGGCGACCAUAGUGGAGGCGUACACGCCGCCCGCCCCUUACUCGCCGGAGUCUCCUCUCUCCACUGAGUCAAACGCUACUAUUUAUCCAGAGAUGUGCUUCCAUCGCCUGCACGGCCGCAACGCGCGUUUGUCCCGCAGCCGGCUGACGGCGUCGCGCGCCACCGUCUACUCGGAGUUCAACGACGCCGUGCUGUUCAGCUCGCGGCCGCUGCGCGAGUGUGACAUGUUUGAGCUGCGCAUCGACAAGAUGGUCGACUGCUGGAUCGGCAGCUUGGAGAUCGGUGUAACCGCAAUCCGUCCGGACGAUCUCGAGGCGAACGGCGGCGUCGGCGCCAUAGCGGGCACCGCGACCGACCUCAACUGGGACACGUACAUCCUGAGCGGCGCCGCCAUGAUGAAGGACGGCGAGUGUGUCCGCAGCGGCUACCCGCUCGACCUGGACACCCUCACCGUCGGGAGCAGAGUCGGCAUGAUGUGGCACGCGGACCGCAGCCUGCACUACUACCUGGACGGCAUGGACAUGGGCAAGGCGUGGUACGUGCCGCACCUUAACAUCUACGCCGUCGUCGACCUCUACGGGCAGUGCACCCAGGUUACAAUUCUGCAAAACGAAGAAAGAGCUUUCAAUUACAACGGCUGCACCAAUUCCGAUAACUCGCUACUGAGCAACUCGAGAGCAUUGUCGUCGCCCCCGCCGCCAUAUUGGAGUUUCUCGGAGUACUGCGGCGACAACAUCUGCAUAAUGCACGACUACUCGUUCGCGCGCCGGCUCACGCCCGACCCCACCGCCGCGCUCGUCUUCAGCUCCGCCCACUUGGCUGUCGGCGAGAUAUUCGAGGUGAAGAUCGUGGAGUGCAAGUCGGGGUACGCGGGCAGCUUCCGCAUGGGCGUGACGGACAUCAAUAUCCUCAAUGUUCACGUGAACCGCAGCCUCCCCCCAACCGUCGCUCUACUACCACACUACACUGCCUACAUAGACGGUAAAUACAUGAAGUACUCGCGUCACAACGAGAAGGAGUACUCGCUGCGCUCGUUCGUGCCGUCGUUCGACUGGCUGCGGCCCGGCGAUCGCGUGGGGCUCAAGAAGACCAACGACGGCCGCGUGCUCGUCUACUACAACUCCGAACUGCUCGAGACUGCCUUCGAGAACGUUCCCGAUAAAGUAUACGUGGUGAUGGAAAUAUUCGGUCACGUGACAAAGAUCCAAGCAGUGUCCAAAGGAGCCAACGUGGGGACGGCGCUGCCUCAACACACCAUUCCGAACGACGAGUACGUCAAGCCGCCGUCGCUGAGCGCCGCGGCCAAGAACGCGACCAACGCGAGCGUGGCCCAGUCGGCGCAGAACAACGCUAACAACGAAACUGCAGCACAGGCCCAAGUGGAAGUGACGGAGGACACGAACGAGGAGUCGAGCCACUCGAACGAUGUAGUGUCGUCGAACGUGGAGUUCCUGGCCGACGCGCUGGCCGCCAGCAACGACACGCUGACCGUGCCCACGGAGACGUCCACCCUCACCGUGGUGAGCGCCGACUCGCGCCGCCGCCGGAACCCCCUACCCUACACCUUUCAUUACGUGCACGGGAAGAAUAUCAAGCUCUGUAGCUCAGAUACCGUGGCAAUGCGUACAUCAGGAUACAAAGACGGAAUCGCCAUUGUCAGCCAACCACUUCGCAGGGGUCACAAUUUUAGGUUCCGCGUGGACAAGGUGGGCGGCGACUGGUCGGGCAGCAUCUCGCUGGGCGCGGUGGGCGCGCUGCCCGUCGACACGCUGCCGCACUGCGCCAUGCAUCUCGACCCGCCCAUCUGGGCCGUCACCAGCGACCUGCUGCACGACAACGGCACCUUCAAAAAGACGCAAAUGGCAUCUGCGUUCGACGAGCUGACCGAGCAGUCGGUGCUGACGAUCCACUUCCGCUUCAACAGCGAGCUGGUGGUGGACGUGGACGGCAGCGUCGUGGGCGUGGUGGGCGUCGUGCCGCGCGCCUUCAGCCACGUCUACCCGCUCAUCGAUCUCUACGGCCGCGUGCACCAGGUAUCCGUGCUGCUUCAUCCGACUGUGGUGGCGAGCGGCGCCUCCCUUGACCUACCCAUCAUCGCGGAGAACUUGCGCGAGGAGUCGCUCGCUGAGCUCGAGCUGCUCGACGACGACGAAGACGACGAUAAGAUGCCCAAACUCACUCCCGAAACUCCCGAAAUUCACCCUAAGCGCAAAGCCAAAGCCUACAGUCAUGACAACCUCACAGGGGACUCCUCAGAUCCCCUGUACUCUCAACCCGGCCCCAGCACCCAUCCUGACCCGCCAACGCACAGUCUUCCAAACGAAAACGACGCCAAAAAUAAGCAAAUCAAAUGCAGAAAAAUUUGCACCAACCGCACCGUUCUUCACCAGAGCUUGAUAAUAACGCCCACUCCCAUCGAUAACAACGAGUCCGCAAAUCGAUGCAUACAAAAAAGUCACUCUACGCAUAGUUUUUGUCAACUACCGGAUGAGAAUAAUUUAGAGGUGGACAAUAAGGACACGGUCAGGCUCACGUUCAGCGCCGGGAGCCGUGUGGGCGACGAGCCGGGCGCGCCGGCCGACGAGCGCGCGCAGUGCUGCGACACCAACAUCCGCCACAACGACCGCUACCCGGAGGCCAGUGACGUCGACAGCCUCGACACCGAGAUCAUGGACGCACUAGCGCUCGAGACCGGCAACUUGCCGGACCUCACCGAGGAGCACUCCUCUUCUAUCGACGAAUCUACUCGCCGCGACGACCUGUGGACGGAAUCUCUCUCCCUCGAGAAUCUCAAUUACUUGAAUCGGAUACUUUGUCUGGACCAGCAGAGCUCGGAGGGGCAGAGUCUGGAGGCGGAGUGGGAGGCGCGGGGGGAGAGCUGCGAGCACCUGCACGUGGUGCUGAAGUACUGGCAUUUCCUGGUGUUGCCCUAUCCCGAGUUGCGGCGCGCCGUGUCCAGCGGUCAGCUGCGCUGCUACUGCCGUAACUGCCAGCCGGAUGCCCCAUCACCUUUGGCAGGAUGGGUGCGCAUCGAGCACGCGGAGGGCGGAGGGUCCCGCGCGUACUGGCACGCGGUGCGCGCCGUGCUGGGCUCGGCGCAGGCGUGCGACGGCGCGGGGCCGGCGCGCCGCCCGCGCUCGCUCGCGCCCGCGCCGCGCGCCAACCAUCCCAACCACGAUAUAUGGUUUGAUGAAGAAGGAAAACCUCACCACACAGUUUUGGCUAUAGAAAUUGAUGUAGAAAGUCCAGACGCAACGCGAGACCGCCUAUUAGCGUUCCUGAUAUUUCUGAAAUCUCACUCUGUCCAGCACAACGACGACAACCCGCCGAGCCUCGGUGACUAAGCACGCCGAUCUCCACUCUCUACUCAACAUACAUAUUAUAUAUGCGAUAUUAUACAUUAAUUUUAAGGGGCACAAAAGGUUGUCAUAUAAGUAUUAAAUGAAACUUAACGAGACGUCAGCCGUCUGUAUAUUAGCGAGUAACAUGUGUUAGGUAUAAUGUUAUGGUCAAACUUCUCCAUCUUACAGAUUCACCUGUACACGUGCUUUACUAGUCUUAUUAUUUUAUAAGCACUGUUGUGAUCUCAGUCUACUGACUAAGUUAUCUUUUAUAUUAUUUAUUAUUACGGUGUUUGUAUUAUUCAUAGUUAUUUAAAUAGAAAUUUAAGGACUGAGGUUGCGCUCACACCGUAUAAACGUGUUUAAUGUCAACAAGUAUUUCUGCCUGAACUGCCUACAAGCUGAAGUAUUUUUUAAGAGGGGGCUUAAAGACAGGAUAUUGUAAAAGAACAUAAAAUACGGCGCACCGUGCGAAAUCUAGGACGGGAGAAUAGAUAUGGCCAUUGCGCUGGUUUUUAACGUUUUACCUCAAUAACUCUGAAAAUAUACUUAUGUAUAUUAAUAUAUUUUUCCUAUUUUAUACUUACCUACAGAUAAUUAUGCAUCUGUAUCAAUUCAAUAUAAAAAGUACAUUUGCGUUAGCCCCCUCUUAAAAACGCUUCCGCUAUUAUAAGAUGUACAAGCUUUCAUGAAAGCAAGCCCCUGUUCUAUAAUCAUUGUCCAAUGAAACAUAUUAAUGUGUUACUUUCUUUGCUAUUUCGCUGUAUUAAGUACUGAUCCAUUGUCGAGGCGUGAGGUAUAAACAUGAGCGUAUUACAUAAUAUUAGGUCCUUACCUAUGAAAUUGGCGUUUUUGUUCAUAGAUAUAAGUCUGAUCCUAGUUUUUUUUUUUUACAAAAGUACAUACACAAUUACAAUAAAACUACAGUGCACUCAAUAAACAACGAUUUUACAUACAAUUAAUUGUUAUUUUUUAUUGUUAAGUGUUCAGAAUUAAGCCUUGAAAAUAGGUCUUUUCAUGUGCUGUCGGUUCGAGUAUUAAAAUUACUUAUAUUUUUCUAAUGGUACCAAUUUUCAAGAAAUGGAGAUAUUGAAAACAUACCUUAAAGGUGUCAAAAAUUACUGGAAAAAUUUUGUUUGGUUUGAAUUAGCCAUCAAAAAAAUAUCCGCAAAAUUAAUUGUAUGGAAAUUCGUGUUUCGUUGAAAUUCUCCGAACAAAACGCCAAUUUCAUAGGUAAUGACCUAAUAUGUAAGUACCUAGGUAUAUGACCGAGACUUGAGCUCCUAAGCAGGGUGUGAGCGCAACUGGCCCAUAGUAAGCGGAAUGAGUCAGGCGGGAUGCUGUUUGAUAGACAAGAUUAUUGUAAUGUGAUAUUGAUAAUUUUACGUUGUUAGGGAACUUCCGAUGUGCUGACCUCCUAUGCUGGCUGGCCUUGUCUCACUCCCCUUGUUUCUUGCCUCUUCACACUUUGUGGGGUCAAAUAUACAGUCUCCUCAAAGCCAGUUUCAAGUCAAACAAAAAAGUCACUUUGUGUCGGAAGCUACGCUACAGGUUCGAGUCUUUAACGUAUUCUCAACUUCCACAUUUCUUUGAGAUUAUUAACUAACGUGCUUGCUUUUCUAUGUUGCAUCUUUUGUUAGAACAUGUCUAUAAUACAUAAUAGUAUAAUAUUACUUAAGUUCACUCGAGCUUCACUGCAUUGCAAAAAACACAUGAAUAACCGCAUUUAUUAUGCACCCGAAUUCUCUGGUUGUUUAGUUUCUUGUGCACCUAGGACUGAGAAAUAUAGUAUAAUCAACAACAGUGUGGUAUCAAGCGCGUUGAUCCCAUGAAUGAUUCAAACUUCUUCAUACAAUAAUUGCCUGUAAAAUAUUCAUGUAUAACGUAGAGGUAGCUAUAACUUAAAAAUCUAUUUUUAGAUUGUCAAAUUUUAGCCACUUCAAAUCAAACUGCCGUAAGACGAUUACGGUUUAGGUACGUGUCAUAUAAACCUUCAAGAUAUUUUUGCGACAUCACAUUUACUGUCCUGUGGGCGCAGCACGGUUCCAUUUUUAUCGUCUAUCACUAUGCGCGUCCCUUUCGCACUUACGUACUUGUUAGAACGUGACAGGCAUGGUGACAAGGGAUAAAAACGCGACCGUGCUAAGCCGCCUGGUUAAACUCCGUACGAGGGUCAUUUUAUGAGGCCUACCGGUUUUAUAAAUUAAAAAAGAUUUUGUAGGAUUUCGACACGCCGAUCAUUUUAUUACUACGUAGCUUGGUAAUAUUUGCCAAAAAAUGAGGCUACAAAAGAAAUAACUAAAUAAACAAAAGAUUUCGAUGAAUUGAGGACCUCAUCCUUUUUUAAAGUCGUUUAAAAUUUACAUAAAAAAAGUUCCUUAUCGUUUCCGCAAGGUUUCUUAACCUUUUGACCGCCAAAGACGCCCAAUAUCAUGAAUCUAGUAUUUUAACUGGAUAAGGCAUGAUGGGUGGGGGAAAUGAGCGAACGGGAUAGUAUUAUGUAUCUUUCAAUAGGAGUAGCAGCGAAAGCGCUGUUAUUGUUUGUCCUUGUCACAGUCUCACAUUUUUUUUUAUUCCCCACCUUAAAUUAGUAUGGGCUAUGGUGGGCAACAAAUAAAUUCGACCAAUCACAAUGUCGCAUUGCCUAUGUUUUGUCCCUCACGGAGGCACGCGUAUACCACUUCUAUACGAUCCUACCUUCUAUGGUGCAUUCCGACACGGUUCACGAUGACGCGCCGCACAUGUGACGGGCGUGGCGUUCAUAGGAGUUCAAUUUUCUUUGUAAUGUAAACAUAUCUUUGACGUUGAUUGUACAAGUAUAAUUAUAAAUAUUUUAUUCGGGCCAGGCAAAUUUUAACCUUACAUCUAGUUAUGACGAAGAAAAGCUUCCUCACAUUAUCUUUAUCUUUUAAUAUUAUAUAUUUUUCUAUGUUAUGAAAAACCCAAAAUCGUAUUGUGUUGGAGUCAGUAUUGUUAACGUUUAUUAUAUUCAAAGAUGUUAAAACAAUUGACGUAAGUUAGGGUCGGUACAGUUGGGCUGCAACCCGAAUGCAGCCCGACUGCAACUUGUAUGGGAACUGCACGCAGACGUUGCAGUUGGCGUGCAGCCGGCGUGCAGUUCCCUUACAAAUUUCAGUUGUGUUGCAGUUCGUCUGUAUCGGCCCUUCACUAAUACCGUUUCAAAAUUAAUACCUAUGUAGGACCGGCAUAAUACAUGAAUAUCCGCACUAAAAACAAAGCAAUUACUAAAACAUAAGAAUUUGCAUUUAGAGUAUAUUCACAAUAAGGAACUCGUCAUAAAUAUUAGAAGAGAAGAAUGAGCUUAUAUAAUAAUCCUACAAAAGUAGAUUGCAGCUUAAUUGACUAAUAUACUUUGUAUUUUUCAACAGAAGAAACUACAUUAAACAAACAAACCUACAAUUAUACUUUUGAACGUCGUUAUUGUAUACUUUGGUUGUAAAUAAAUCGAAUUACUUAUACGCAGUGUUUAAAAGAAUGAAUCCAAUCAAAAUGUUUUCACUAGACUCCUAUAAUACGACGGCACGCCGUCUUAAACGUAAGUAGAUGUGAUAAUUAAAAUAUCCUCUUGUGAUAUAUUUUUAUUCACUAAUAUACCAAUAUAUAAAUAAGACUAAUGGAGUAAAGUUAUAGAGAAAAUAAUUUAGUGUUGAGGAAUUAUAUUUGAAAAUGUGGUUAAUCACAAUCAGUGUACCUAUACAUAUAUUACAUAUGCUUUUAGAACUAUCGCUUGCGCAGUGUGUCUGCUUCAGAAUAGCGAAUGUUUGACUGAAUUUUGUCCUCCAACAUUUGAGUUCUGCGUAUACGGAUUUAGUUCUGUAUUUCAAUCUCCCGGCUAUGUAGUGAGCUAUUUGGCAUGUAUAAUUUAUGAACAAAUAAACGAAUCUUACUACCA